Encephalitozoon cuniculi GB-M1 is the source of this 1380-nucleotide messenger RNA. RefSeq lists its product as uncharacterized. Lineage: Eukaryota; Fungi; Microsporidia; Unikaryonidae. The transcript has a single exon. The coding region runs from base 1 to 1380 and encodes 459 amino acids. The record is from RefSeq and is marked provisional.
AUGAAUUCUAAUUUUUUCAACCAGCAGAACAAAGAUGAUAAUACUCCGAAAAACCCAUUUUUGAAUACGCCUUUCGGAUCCCAACAGAAUACCUUUGGAAGCCAGAUGAACAAACCCAGCAUAUUUGGGAACCAGCCUCAGCAGACGGGAGUGUUUGGGGCUCAACAGGCUGGGGGAGUGUUCAAUCCCACACCGUCAGCAGGAUUCGGUGGAAGCGGGCAGAGUUUCAGCACACAGGGGUUCCAAAGUAAACAAGACCCGGGUACAGUAUUCGGAUCUCAGAAGCCGCAGGCACAGACAACUCCCUUGUUUGGAAAACCUGGAGAUUUUCAGCCGGCAGGAAGCUCCUCGAUAUUUGGAACACAGAAUGCCUCGCAGGUAUCAACAAAUCCGUUCAAGCCUCAGGCAGCAAUUCCAUCUUCCUCCGGCGGAUUUGGCACACAGCAAUCAAACAGCACAUUUGGAACGCAGUUUCAGCCUCCAGCAGGAAAUGCAUUUGGAGCACAGGCAGCCAGUCAACCUGCUAACCUGUUUUCGAGCACUAUGCAAAGCUCAUCUCCUAUUGGAAUUCCAUCUACUCAGAACCUAGGGAGUAUAGGUUCCCUGGGAACAACACAAGCAAGCGGGUUUGGAGCUCCACAGUCCCAGAUAGGAGCUCAAGGUCCAGGCAUCCAGGGACAACAGGCGGGACCAGGGAAUCAACAGGCCUCGAAUUUGUUUGGUAACACAUCGUCGGUUACAGUACCCACAGCUGAGACACAAAAUGUCUCGUCCUCAUUUGCUUCAACGCCAGGGGCACAGCUCAAGGGUGACGGAACAUUUAGCUCCUCAGCCCCGCUGUCUGGUUCACAGUCCUUGCCCCAGGCGUCUGAGCCAAAGGACGCAAGUCCCUCUGGAAGAAAGCCCAGGAUAUCUGCAUCUGUUUUCAAUCACCCGGUGGGAGAGAAGAGCGUAAGUUUCAUACAGAUGACGCUGGGAGAGAUUAUACAGCAGCAAGCAAGAAAGCUUGAAGAGAAUAUAAAGGUUUUCAAAGAAAAGGCAAGAGAGGUUUUUGAGCAGGAUGAAAGGAUAAUCAGAUCGCUGAACAACUACAAGCUAAUUAGAAACAGGAUCGAGGAGGAGGAACGUGUGAUUGCAGAGACAGAAGAAAAUGUCGAGUUUUUUGAGAGAUGGCUUUGUAACUUUCAGGAGGAAGUUCCUCCGAGUGCAGGAGACGAGCUCUUAACAUGCAUUAAGGAGUUUGAAAGAGUGUGUGACAAAUACAACAAGACUAUUGAAACGCUUAAGGACGAGGAAGAUGAAGUCAUGUGCCUGGUGAAUGAGAACUACAACCUGAUUACCACUAUCGAAGAAAAGCUCGAGAUUCUUGAGAAGUAUUGA